Molecule: messenger RNA, 1627 nt
Organism: Carya illinoinensis
Lineage: Eukaryota; Viridiplantae; Streptophyta; Magnoliopsida; Fagales; Juglandaceae
Product: disease resistance protein RUN1-like
Exons: 1
Coding region: 383-1468 (361 amino acids)
Biological process (GO): defense response
Molecular function (GO): ADP binding
Source: RefSeq, a predicted model, not a curated record
AUAUGCAUGUGUGUAUGUAUACUAAUUGAUCUUUUUAUUUUUGUGCCUUUUUCUUAUGUCGUUAUAAUAUGGUAAUUAAUUAAUGCUACUAAAAGGAUCGUGUUAGUGAAAUAAUGUUUUACAUGAUUAUUAGUAAUGGUUCUAAUGAUAUUAAUUAACGCUUCUAUGUUUAAUAAUGUUGUAAUAAAUAUAACUGUUAAUAAUUCUUCUCUUUUGAAUUGAUAGGAAUGAAUAUGAAUUUAUCCAUAGAAUCAUUCAACUGGUGGACUCAAAAAUAAUAAAUAAAACAUACUUUGAGGUUGCCAAUCAUCCAGUUGGAGUGGCAUCUCGUGUGCAGCAUGUAUAUUCCCUUUUACGCAUUGGAGAGACUGAUAUUGUACAUAUGGUAGGGAUCUUUGGAGUUGGUGGAAUUGGAAAGACAACUAUUACCAAAGUAGUAUAUAAUAUAAUUUCUUCUAAAUUUGAAGGUAGUUGUUUCUUGAAAAACAUUAGAGAAACUUCAAAGAGCGAGUAUGGUCUAGUCCAAUUGCAAGAGACUCUUCUUUCUAAUAUCCUAGGAGCAUCUUCGGUUUGUAAUAUUGGUCACGUUGACAGAGGAAUCAAUGUGAUAAAGAAUAAACUUCAUUAUAAAAGAGUUCUUCUAAUUCUUGAUGAUGUGGAUGAUUGGGAACAAUUGAAAGCUUUGGCUGGAAAUUGUGAUUGGUUUGGUUCAGGAAGUAGAAUCAUUAUAACAACAAGGGAUCAAAAUCUAUUGAGAAAUUAUGAAGUUGAUGCAACAUAUAAAGUGGAGGAAUUGAACCAUUAUGAAUCUCUAGAGCUAUUUAGUUUGUGUGCCUUUAAAAGAAAGCAACCGCUUAAUAACUACGUGGAACUUACACAACGUAUAAUACGUUAUGCUGGGGGCCUUCCUCUAGCUUUCAAAGUGCUUGGUUUGGAUCUAUGUGGAAGAAGUAUACAUAAAUGGGAAAGUGCUUUGGAAGAGUACAAAAGAAUUCCUCACAAGAAGAUUCAAAAAAUACUUAGAAUGAGCUAUGAUGGUUUGUGUGAAAGUGAGAAGAAUAUUUUUCUUGACAUUGCAUGUUUCUUUAAGGGAGAGAAUGUAGAUUAUGUUAAGAAAAUAUUAGAUAGUUGUUCUUUAAGUCCAGAUAUUGGAAUAAAAAAACUGAUGGAGAAGUCUCUCAUUACCAUUGAUGAUUGUGAUAAAUUUGAGAUGCAUGACUUGGUACAAGAUAUGGGUAGAGAAAUUGUUAGAGAAGAAUCACCAAAAGAGCCUGGUGAAUGCAGUAGAUUGUGGUAUCAUGAAGAUAUUCGUCAUGUACUUGAAGAAAAUACGGUAAGAAUAACUUUCAAAAAUGAUUUUAGUUUACGCAUGUUUGGUAAUUUACAAGAAAAUACGAAUUUUUUGCAACCAAAAACUUUGUCCACAAAAGUCAUUUAUGUUGCAGUGGAACCAAUUAUAAAAAUGUAGAUUUUUCUUAUAACUAUUUUCGAGUAAAUGGUGAUGAAGAAAUGCAUUUGUAAGUGCAUAUAUAUACUGGCUGUCCAUUGAACUAUAUAUUAUAAUUCUAGCAGUUACCAAAUUAUUAUAUAGAGGAUUUAAUGCUUUACUGUAUUGUCUCACCAUGCA